AUGACGUGCCAAAAGCUUGGCCUCAGGUCUCAGUACUUAGGUUUUCAUAAGGCACUUUUUGCGCUUAUGGGAUUGAAGUUCGGAGAAUUUUCAGAUGGUGCUUGGUCAUGUGAAAAGCUGUCUGACGUGGCAAAUAAGGCAUUGAAGGAAGACCUUAUUUUGUGGCCUCCAGUUGUGAUCAUCCAUAACAAAGAGCUUGUGGGUAGGCUUAGAGAUAUGGGUUUUGGGGAUAGGGCUAAGGAGGCUGAGACGCUUCAUAAGGUUUUUGCUGAAAGCAAACAUGGGAGGGCUGAGUUCCUGGAGUUCAAAUCCUCAAGUAACCGGGAAAAUGUAAUUGAAGCGGAAUCUGCCCUAGAUAACAAGCUGCAUAGUAUUCUAUAUGGUUACUGGGCGAUUGCCGAGGAUCUUGGCAAACUGGAUUUUGAUGCCAAGAAGCGUCGUUUGGUGAAGAGCAAAAAGGAGAUUGCAAACAUUGCAGAAGCGCCUACAAAGACAUGA
Molecule: messenger RNA, 498 nt
Organism: Oldenlandia corymbosa var. corymbosa
Lineage: Eukaryota; Viridiplantae; Streptophyta; Magnoliopsida; Gentianales; Rubiaceae
Source: the annotation of a GenBank genome assembly